UGGACACAUCGACAAAACCCUUAUAAUAACUUCCGUUCGAUAUAUACUUCAGUAAGAAAUUACUUUUUCAGAAAAAGUCCCAGUUGAAAGGUUUUUUAAGUGUGUUUGUAAGAUGACAGGAGCUUGAGCGAGCUUUUCUUCACGAAAAGUACGCCUCCAAUCGAUGAUAUCUUUAAACAAGUUCGAGAACACGAUACAUGGUCAAAUCACCGUGAUUUAUGGCUUUUAUAGAUCCUGUCUUAAUUCUUGGCCUGUUUGUGUUGAGAUUCACGUUUUGCUCAGGCAGAGUUUGUGAGGCGGAUAGAAAUACAAAUGGCUGCAGUACACCCAUGGGAAUCAACGCACCGUUUAAACGAGAGUUCACUCCGGCUUGUGACAAACACGACAUAUGCUAUGGAUGUGGUAACCACUAUAACUGGACACGUGAGGCCUGCGACAAGGCGUUACUUCACGACAUGAUACAGUCCUGUCAUAGGCGUAUGCACAGCAGAACCAGGCGUGGCGUCAUGAAUGCCCUAUUGGACAUCUGGUAUUUCUUUCAAGGAAUCAGCAAAGAAGAGAGAAGAUGCAAGCUGGCUGCGGAAAUGUAUUACAAAAUUGUACGCACUUUUGGUGCCUCGCACUUAGAGAAAAAAGAUCAUAUCUAUUGCAUUAACACUUGUGCGGAUAAACAUGGAAGUCCUUUUGUAGAGCUAUAGCAGUCACAUACUUGCCUGUGUUGCAGGUCAUCAGUCUACCAAAGAGACCAAUCGCUGGAUAGAAGUGAAGACUCGAUUCGUGGGGAUAAGAUAUUUUAAGGGUUACAUCAUCACUAUCAUCAAUUCGGAUUCAGGUUCAGAUUAAUGAUUGCAAAUCAGUUACAUCGACGCUACACUUUCUCAAGGUGGACCUUGAAAACACCACGAGCACUUUUGGUACACUCCGAACGAAGAUGGAAAUCGAGGAAGGUCUACUAGCUUCUCGUAUCUCGUUUCGUUAGAAACAUGACAGACUUCAAAUUGCAGAAUUAUGUUUGUGACUUGUAGGGCUGGAGAAGACUUAAUGCCGAGCGGAGAUCAUGAUCCUAAGGGUUAUUUACGCACUCAGCGCGCAUCUCUGCUCGCGUAAGGACCUAAGGAGCUGAACACAAAUACAAGCCAAGUUUAUUAAAAGCAUAUAAGUAGCAUAGAAGCAGUAAAGCAGCAGAGCGUAACCUACGAUCAAACGUUCUUUUUUCGGGUGAACGUGCGAAAGAGUAACAACACAAGCAGACUAGAGUACGUCAUUCUCGCAUUUCCCUCCUCACUAAACAUAGAACACUUGAUCAGAUAUUUUACAUAAAAGAGAGAACCAAAUUUCCCAUGAUGACCAGUUAGCGUGGAAUGAUAAUUAAUUUUUCGCCCAGCCCUGCCCGAAACCAAUGGCGACCUUAAAAAAAUAUCAGCGUGAAAAGGCGAAAAUUAAUUCUAAAACGGAACUUUUAUGCGAAACCUGACAACCUGCUUUUGUUUACUGAAAUAAAGGAACUAUUUGCCAUUCUAUUUAUGCGAACUUUUAUGCGAAACCUGACAACCUGCUUUUGUUUACUGAAAUAAAGGAACU
Molecule: messenger RNA, 1581 nt
Organism: Stylophora pistillata
Lineage: Eukaryota; Metazoa; Cnidaria; Anthozoa; Scleractinia; Pocilloporidae
Biological process (GO): phospholipid metabolic process; arachidonate secretion
Molecular function (GO): A2-type glycerophospholipase activity
Source: RefSeq, a predicted model, not a curated record